CAGUACUCCACGCGUUGUUGUCUGGUCAGGAUUGUUGGGAAGUUUGUGGCAGAGCGAAAAUAGUUGUACAUCAAAAAUAGAUAGGCAAUAGCAGGCAUGCGACCGUACUAUGAGGAUCCAUGUGGCUAUCCUCCUCGUCAUCACGAUGGUCGUCCAAAUAUCGAAAUUGAUGUGGUUCCCAAUUGGGGUGGCGCAUACUAUCCGCCAGCGACUCCGGCUCGGACCGAGGUUGUCUACGUAACACCAGGUGCUGGUGGCUCCUAUAUGCCCGCCCAAGUGGCUGGUCCACAGCUGAUGAUGCCACAGCCAUACGGAGGCAUGACCAUGGGUUCCGCGAGCUACUAUCAGCAGCAGCAGCAGCAAUAUCAAGCGAUGAAUGUCUCCGCUUUGCCACCCAAGUACGACCAGGCGGUGGCCUCCUACUAAUCCUGAGGGGUUUUCGUUUCACUUCGAGAUCAUUUGUAACCUUUUUGUGGAAAUAAAAACCGUUUAAGGCAA
Molecule: messenger RNA, 498 nt
Organism: Drosophila guanche
Lineage: Eukaryota; Metazoa; Arthropoda; Insecta; Diptera; Drosophilidae
Exons: 2
Coding region: 97-426 (109 amino acids)
Source: RefSeq, a predicted model, not a curated record